Frieseomelitta varia is the source of this 1292-nucleotide messenger RNA. RefSeq names its product cytoglobin-1-like. Gene Ontology annotation, molecular function: heme binding; oxygen binding. The record is from RefSeq and is a predicted model, not a curated record. Bases 232 to 756 code for a protein of 174 amino acids. NCBI's taxonomy places the organism in Eukaryota, Metazoa, Arthropoda, Insecta, Hymenoptera, Apidae. The transcript is spliced from 3 exons. Gene Ontology annotation, cellular component: extracellular region; hemoglobin complex. Gene Ontology annotation, biological process: oxygen transport.
AAAAGGAACACGAAACGGCAAUUUAUGUCUAUUAACGUCAAUAUUCUAAUCGAUGCGCGCGUAUGUGUGCUCAUCUGGCGUUUGAAGUGCGAAACACGUACGAAUAUAAAAUUCUGAAUGCGCAGCGUGUGACCGUCAUAAUAAGCCAACGAUAUCGCAAUGAUCGACGAUACAAUGCAAUGAGUACAUGUUAAUGAACAGAUCGUAAACGACAUCAAAGAAAAUACUAAGAUGGGUUCUGUUCUAAGCUACUUUUUCGGCUACUAUUCGGACAGCGAUACCUUAGAUUCGAAGGUUGGACUGACCAAAAGAGAAAAGAGGCUUGUGAGAGAAACGUGGAAUAUAGUGCGCGUACAGUCGGUCAAAGCCGGCGUAGCUAUUAUGGCAAGCUAUUUCAGAAGAUAUCCGCAAUAUCACCAAGUGUUCCCCGCGUUCAAGCACCUGCCUGUAGACGAGCUAGCGGACAACAAAAAGUUUCAAGCUCACUGUCAAAAUAUCAUGAGCACAUUGAGCAAUUCGAUCGAUGCUUUGGACGAUGCUGACUUGAUGGACGCGAUAUUGCAUUCCACCGGCGAGAGACACGGCCGACGAGGACAAGGUACACAGGAAUUUAUCGACUUGAAAGGAGUGAUGAUAGAAGUAAUGAAGGACACGUUGAAAUCGAAAUUUUCCACCGAGGUGGAAGCCGCUUGGAACAAAACGAUCGAUAUUCUAUUUUUAAAAAUAUCCGAAGGCAUGGAGCGCACCGCUUCCUGACAAGCGCCAAUCAACGACUUUUUAAUCAGCAUCCGCGUCGUUAUCGCUGUCUAAGUGUACGUAAUCGGUGGCUUCGCUGCUCGUUUCGGUGGUGUACCUGUUCUUUAUUCUUCUCCCAUUCAUUUUCUCCCUUUCGUCUUCGCUUUCCCGCUGCUUUAAUUUCCUACGAAUCACGCGCGAGUGAUUGCAAGAUAAAAGUGGAACCGAAUGAAAUGUGUAAAAUAAGGCGAGGGUCGAGCAAUAGCCGUACUUGUAUUUAACUGUGCGAAAAUGUUCUCUGAUUCUUUGCAAGAUCGUGUAACAUAUCAGCGUUAGCAGUGUUCCCAGCAAUCCUAACAGAGUCGCCAUGAGAAUGACAUCGACCUGCAUCCAAGGAUCUUCCUCCCGUUGGGACGGCUCGAGAGUCACUGGAUGACUGUAAAAUUUAUAAUGGAUACCGGUAACUGAUAUUGUACUAUCGUGAUAGUUUUACUUUCAAAGAAACACGCUGUACGCGUGUUACUAAAUGUCUGUUGGCCAUAAAUAAUGAUCAUUCA